This is a messenger RNA of Trematomus bernacchii (emerald rockcod), 1714 nucleotides long. RefSeq names its product zona pellucida glycoprotein 3d tandem duplicate 2 (gene zp3d.2). Gene Ontology annotation, biological process: positive regulation of acrosome reaction; egg coat formation; binding of sperm to zona pellucida. Gene Ontology annotation, cellular component: extracellular matrix. The transcript is spliced from 8 exons. Gene Ontology annotation, molecular function: acrosin binding. NCBI's taxonomy places the organism in Eukaryota, Metazoa, Chordata, Actinopteri, Perciformes, Nototheniidae. The record is from RefSeq and is a predicted model, not a curated record. The coding region runs from base 159 to 1673 and encodes 504 amino acids.
GGCGCCAUCUUUGAUGUUAUUAUUAGUUCCACUUGUGCAAAUCGUGACAUGACAUGUUGAAAACAGGGUCUAUACCAAAAAUCAACGCAUUUCAGUGAUAAUACUCGAUAGUUAAAGGUGAAGUUUAAUUCUAAAAAUAAAACCUAGAACUCCCGGGCAUGGUGUACCUAUCCCUGUGGUUCAUGCUGCCCCUGUUGUCCACCAUUUAUGGAGGAACACUACCGGGGUUUGAAGCUCUAACACAGCCGACCCAGGUGAUGAGGUCGCGGAGAUCGCCUAUGCCGCAGCCAUACCUCCACCUCCCCGUGUUUGUGGACUCCAGGUUCCCGCUGGUGGAGAAGGAGCAGUUUACUCCAUCCAGAGGCACCGGACAGGAGCCUCUACCCGAGCACGUCCGGGAAGUCCUGUUCCCGGCUCGGACUAACACCAGCGCGCCCGGUGUUUCGGAUGAUUCCGUGAGGACUUCGUGCAUGAGCAACAAGAUGCUGGUGCAGGUGCAGAGGAGCAUUCUGGGCACCGGUGAACCGUACUCUCGUCUCAAACUGGGGUCAUGCCGAAUCAGCAAAACUACAGAGAAUUACUUUUAUUUUAAAUAUGAUCUAGGCAUGUGUGGAACCAAACGCACGAUCAUUAAUAAUCAGAUGACCUAUUCAAACACACUACAAUAUACAUCACCACAGCUCCAAGGACCAAUCAGAAGAGCUGUUUCCUUCAUCCUGCCUGUUGCAUGCUUUUAUAACAGGUACCAAUACUCCUACAAAAUUGGCUACACACCCGUGAUUCAACCACGCAAGAUCUUCAAACCAAUGAAGAAUAGAGUGAAAUUCCUUCUGACGCCACGAAAUGCUCAGUGGAAAAGGCUUUCUCCGUCAGAUCACUACGUGCUUGGGCGACCCAUGUAUUUUGAGGCAGAAGUUCCGUCCAUGUCAGAAGACCAAAGACUGUACGUCCACUUAUGUUACGCGACUCCAGAGAGGUCCCACAACUCCACGCCUCAGUUUCUAGUCGUGGCCAACUAUGGGUGUAUGGUUGAAAGCAAGGACAGUCGCUCCAGAUUCAUCCUAUACAAAAGAAAUGCUGUGAGAUUCUCUGUGGAUGCCUUCUUGUUCGCAGGCAUGACAGGCCAGCAGCUCUACAUGCACUGCUCCAUGUCUGUAAGCAGCUCUGUCCCCACACCCAGAGCUAAGUCCUGCAACUACGACACAAAAGAAAGAAGAUGGGUUGAGCUGUAUGGACCUGACUCUGUGUGCACCUGCUGCGACUCCAACUGUAGCUCUGCUGCAUCCACAGUGACCAAAGUAAUCAGCAGCAGGCCGUGGACAAUAGAUCCUAAAGGGAAACGCACCAAAGCCCUGAAGAGGAAGAAGGUCUCCACAGCAACAACGACAACGACAACAACAACAAAAGUGGCACCUCAGCCAGAGACGAAGAGCGAGGUGACUGAGUGGAGGAAAUCUUCGCAGCCUGAAGAGAGAGAGGGUAAGGUGGAGGACUCUGGGGAGGAGUGGCCGAUUGGAGGCAGAGGAAUGACCUGGGAUGAGAUGGAAGGUGAGGAGGAGUUGGUGAAGGGCUCUGCUGUUGUGGAGAAGGAGGAGAAGGAGGAGAAGGAGGAGAAGGAGAAGGUCGCAGCAACUCGCACAAUUUUUGAGGACAUUUUUGAUUUCGUCAAAUAAAGCUGAAGUUUAUCCAGUGAUACAUUCAGUCUGGGUGGCUC